Molecule: messenger RNA, 2917 nt
Organism: Periophthalmus magnuspinnatus
Lineage: Eukaryota; Metazoa; Chordata; Actinopteri; Gobiiformes; Gobiidae
Gene: exosc10
Product: exosome component 10
Exons: 25
Coding region: 55-2697 (880 amino acids)
Biological process (GO): exonucleolytic trimming to generate mature 3'-end of 5.8S rRNA from tricistronic rRNA transcript (SSU-rRNA, 5.8S rRNA, LSU-rRNA); nuclear polyadenylation-dependent snoRNA catabolic process; TRAMP-dependent tRNA surveillance pathway
Cellular component (GO): nucleolus; nuclear exosome (RNase complex)
Molecular function (GO): 3'-5'-RNA exonuclease activity; nucleotide binding; nucleic acid binding
Source: RefSeq, a predicted model, not a curated record
UCCGGUGGCACACAUGUACACAUCAGGCACGUUAUACGCACUACUUUAAAUUUUAUGAUGGAUUCUUCUAAAAACAAAGAAUCCUCCAAGUCUGGCGGACAAGACAGCAGUUCGGAAACAACAGAGGAGGACAAACCCGAGCUGUGUCCAGGAUUUAAAGACGCUGAUGCGUUUGUCAAAUAUGGACUGGGGGCCGUGUUGUCAGCCACCAAAGCCUCUGCUGGCCUGCCUCAAGCUGGAGAUGAGUUUGAUUUCUAUCGGAGCUUUCCUGGAUUUCAAGAGUUCUGUGAAAGUCAAGGAGAUAAGCUUCUGCUUUGUAUGAGCCAGAUUAUGCAACAUCACGGCUGCAGAUCUCACUUGAGGGACCGCAGUAAGCUGACGGGGUUGGAGGAGAGGUUUGAUUUGGUUGUGGAUUCAAAUGAUGUCAUCUUGGAGCGAGUGGGCAUGCUCCUUGAUGAAGCUGAUGGGGUGAACAGGAGCCAGCAGCCUGUCAUGCCCGCAGGAUUUCAGCCUCCCAAGAUUGUGGUCUCCAGUUGGAAUCGCAAGGGUCUUGGCAGAAGCUCAGAGACAUUUAAACUUCUACAUGCCAAGAAUGUGGCAAGGCCACAGCUGAAAUUUAAAGAAAAGGUUGACAACAGCAACACGCCAUUUAUCCCCAAGAUCUUUAUUAAACCCAAUGCAAUUAAGCCUCUUCCAUCCUAUUUCAGUAACAAACAAAUCCGCAAAGAAAGACCAGAGGACCUGGACGUCCCGACUGCACUGGCUGAUUUUAUUCACCAACAACGGACUCAGGAGCACGUAGACGACAUGUUUGCACAUCCUUAUCAGUAUGAAAUUGAUCAUCUUACAACAACAGACAGUCUUUUAACAAAGCCAGAGCCUCAGAUGUACAAAGAGCUUGCAGAGACAAAACUGACUUAUAUUGACACCUUGGAAGAAUUGGUUACAUUGAAUGAGAAGCUUUGCCAACAGCAUGAAUUUGCCGUGGAUCUUGAGCACCAUUCCUACAGAAGCUUCUUGGGCAUCACGUGUCUGAUGCAAAUCUCCACCAGAGAAGAGGACUUCAUCAUAGACACACUAGAGCUGCGCAGUGAGAUGUACAUCCUCAAUGAAUCCUUCACAGAUCCUGCCAUUGUCAAGGUUUUCCAUGGUGCAGACUCGGACAUAGAGUGGCUGCAAAGAGACUUCGGCUUGUAUAUUGUCAACCUGUUUGACACACAUCAGGCCAGUCGCGCUCUCAACCUGGCCCGACAUUCAUUAGACCAUCUGCUUAAACUUUAUUGUAAUGUGGACGCGGACAAACGCUACCAACUCGCUGACUGGAGGAUACGUCCGUUGCCCGAGGAGAUGGUACAGUAUGCUCGCUCAGACACCCACUAUCUGCUCUACAUCUACGAUCGCAUGAGGGCUCAACUGUUGGACUUCAACCACGGGCAGCCAGGACUUUUACAGAGCGUUUGGAACAAGAGCAAAGACAUUUCCCUCAAGAAAUACGUCAAGCCUAUUUACACAGAGGACUCAUAUCUGGAGGUGCAGAGGAAGCAGAAAAAGUCUUAUAACACACAGCAGCUCACUGCCUUCAGAUUACUGUUUGCCUGGAGGGACAAGCUUGCCAGGCAGGAAGAUGAAAGCACAGGAUACGUCCUGCCCACGCACAUGAUGAACAAGAUAUCGGAGGAACUGCCUAAAGAGCCACAGGGCAUCAUUGCUUGUUGUAACCCUGUACCCCCAUUGGUCAGACAACAGGUCAAUGAACUACAUUUAUUAGUACAACAGGCCAGAGAAAUGCCCCUCCUUAAGGCCGAAAUUGUAGCUCAAAAGAACAAAGGACUUACGCCUGUUAAAAAGCCAGAGGUUACUUUGUUUGGUCCGCAUGAUACGUCACGUGUCUCUGAAAGUGACAUCCCCCAGUUUUUAUCUCACGAAAUGCCAGUCAAACAAGGAAUUCUUUUUUCUGAAGAGACGAGGAUAGAGAUUGAUGUAGAUAAACUAAGCAGUCUAAUGGCAAAGCCUAAAAUCACCGUAUUUGAGGAAGUGUUAACUAAGAAAGCGGAAGAUUCACUUUCUGGGUCUCAAAUGAAAGCCAGACGUAUCAUAGAGGCAUUUGAAAAUCCUUUUAGAAUGUAUUUACCUUUAGAUGUGCACGUCAACAAAAAUGCAAAGUUUGACCCCAACUCCAAAAUAUUCGAGAUUAGUAAACGCUGGAAGCUGCAGAGUAUAGAGCAACAACAGAAAGAACUGGAGGCUAAGAAAAAAGCUAAGGAAGAGGCAAGAAAAGUGACAGAGGAAAGAAAGAAGGCUAAAAAGAGCUACCAGGAAUCUCUGCAGGAUGUAGCCACAGUGCGCCAGAAAGCAGCAGAAUCUGGAAAAGCAGUUGGUAAGAAGAGAGACAGGGUUCCCAGUGAGGUUGGAGAGUCCACUCCCAAACCCACGAAAAAAUCGAAGCCUCCACAGACAGAGGCAGCAUCAGCACACGCCUUCACCCCAUUCGACUACAGCCAGUCACAGCUCAAAGUGUUUUCUAGUGGGGCGAAAUCAAAAGACGACACACAGUUUGAUCCGUACAGACAAGGACAUGACUCUAAGAAAAAGUUUGGUAAGGGACCAAAAUCAAACCCUGGUGCUGGGAAUCGGAGUAUGUCCUACCAGCCUGCCAAGUCAAACAGAGGAUUCAGACACAACUGGCCCAAGAGAUAGAUGUUCAUUUUGCCAUGGUUUGUUUUAUAGUUUCCUGUUGACAGUAAUGUUUUUAGUUAACAUUUCAGGUAAUUCAUUCAGUUGGCCAUUUGAAGAAUAGAUUUCUAAACACAUUUUUGCCCUUGGCUUUGAGUAUUUGUGUAAAUAUGACUAAGAUUAAGACUCUUACACUAAGACAUCUUUAUUAUUAUUAUUAUUAAAGUGUUUUUAGAGGAGUGUC